AUGGCCAGUCCAUUUGAUUUUUCAAGCGAGCUUGUAGAUUCUCGAAGGAAGACCGCGAAGGUGGAGGAGAUUGGGCUGAGAGAGGAAAAUCUGGCAGGCGUUGACGCAUAUGCGUCGGAUCUCCACCUCCGAGAGCUUGACCUUUUUUCCCCUUUCCCGUCGAGCAGCCGUCGGAUUAUGUUGUCCAGUACGACCUUGUCCAUCAUCCCCUCCAUCGUCAUCAUCUUUAGUGUUUUGUCGGAAGCGUUUGACAGUUUUUUCCGAGUAGAACGUGGUAGUUUAGUCUUGGCCAUUGAAGAGUGUUCGGGAAAUAGGGCAAAAGAAAUGGAGGUUUUUGCAGAUAGAGAGAUGGUGAACGUGGGCGGUGACUUGUCAAAUCUUGGCAUCCCGCUCAAGACUCAAUAUUCACGUGAAUCCACGAUUGAGGAGCUUCCGAUCGUGAGUCGUUAA
Messenger RNA from Striga asiatica, 450 nucleotides. Lineage: Eukaryota; Viridiplantae; Streptophyta; Magnoliopsida; Lamiales; Orobanchaceae. The record is from the annotation of a GenBank genome assembly.